UUAGGCGAAGCGUAAUUUUUUGCAAUUCUGUAGCUUGGUGUAAACGCUGACGUGCUUCGCUAUGUGAUUUCGCAAACUCGGCAGUGCGUCUCACUCCUCUCUUUCACGCAAUUUCUUCUCUUUCUUUAUUUAUUUCUCCCGUUGCAGUUUGUGUUGCGAAACUUUGCUUGUUCUCACUCUGAGUCAGUGUUGCAGGGGUUCGGAGCGUGUUGUGUUGUGCUUGUGGAUCCAUUCUUAUAAAACAUUUCAACAACUUUUAAGCUGGAAAUAUGAGUCGCCUAAACGAGGUAGAAAUGCAAGAUACGUUUCAAAUGGAAACUAACAAUAACUACAACAAAUUUCACGAUCCAUGGGUGAGGUCAGGAAUGAAAGGACAACGAGACGAAACUUUCAUUGCCGACGAUGACAAUCAUAUUUAUAAAAGGAAUGACUCCACACAGCCACUGACAGAUAGUCAACGAAAGCUUAGCGUCUACCAUCAUGAACCAGCACAAGGAACCGCUUCAUUCGCCAUCAGUGUCUUCAACUUAAUGAACGCGAUCUUGGGUUCGGGUAUCUUGGGUCUCGCAUACGCAAUGGCUCAACUUGGCAUUGUUCUCUUCUUCAUAUGUUCCAUCGCGGUUGCUUUCCUUGCCCUGUACGCAAUACACUUACUGCUGAUCUUGUGUGAACAAACUGGAGUGAAGGCGUAUGAAAAACUUGGAUUCAAAGCAUUUGGACUACCGGGACGGAUAACUGCUGCUGUUUGCAUCCUCAUGCAAAACAUCGGUGCCAUGUGCAGUUAUUUAUUCAUUGUCAAAUACGAACUCCCCAACGUACUGAUGACCUUUAUGGGUUUAACUGAAACUGACGGGUCUUGGUAUUUAAACGGUGAUUAUUUGGUUGUGUUGGUCACGUUGUGCAUGAUUAUGCCGUUGGCAACUUUCAAAAAUAUCGGCUUUCUAGGAUACACCAGUGGUUUCUCGAUAUCGUGCAUGUUUUUCUUCACUGGAGUGGUUAUAGCUAAGAAAUUUUCUAUUCAAUGUCCUUUGUUCGACCCGGCAAUAUUUGAAAACAGCAAUUCGAGUGCAUCAGCAAACGAGUCUUAUCACGCUGUCACUGAUGAUAUACUGGAAAAUAUUACGUCAGCAACAGAAGUGGUGUUUCGUAACAUAACUGAAAUGAUGGCACCAACAGAAACCGAUCUGUUCCAACAAUCCUUGGAAAGCCGAGCAGAACUUCUGUAUGAAGACUUUGGUCCCCAAGUGUGUAUUGCUCAGCCACUAACAUUAACCAGCAGAUGGGCUUAUAGUAUUCCUACAAUGACGUUUUCAUUUGUCUGUCAUACAGCUGUGUUACCAAUAUACGCCGAACUGAAAAGGCCAUCACCUGCUCGAAUGCAAAAAGUAGCAAACACGUCGAUCAGUUUCUGUUUUAUCCUUUACUCUUUGGCUUCACUUUUUGGUUAUUUGACUUUCUACAAUUGGAUGGAAGCUGAGAUGUUGCUAAUGUACAGUUAUGUUAAUGCAUCCGAUGUAAUGACUCUGAUUGUUCGACUAACGGUGCUAAUUGCUGUGGUGUUGACUGUUCCCUUAACACACUUUCCCGCUCGUAAAGCGCUUACCUUUCUAAUAUUUCCCAAUCGAGAUUUUUCAUGGUGGAUCCACAUUGGAAUUAUGACAUUUUUGUUAUCUUUGAUCAAUCUACUGGUUAUAUUUGUACCAUCUAUCAGAGAAGUUUUUGGAAUAAUUGGUGCUACCGCUUCAACGAUGCUCGUCUUUAUUCUCCCAUGUCUCUUCUUCCUUAAGAUUGAUCCACGGCCCAUGAAGUCCGCAAAAAAGAUCAGCGCUGCUGUAAUGAUGGUUGUCGGGCUGUGUUUGAUGACGGAAAGCCUUAUUGUGAUUGUUGUCGGUUACUUUGAUUAAGCUGUCUUAGAUAAUUUCAAGUAGUACAACAUUCGUCAUUCAAACAAUUAACCGCAUUGUCACAAAGCGAAAUAUUAAGUUAACGCGCGAGUAUGGCUCUGUCUUCCGCGUAUAACGUUAAUGAUAGAAUAACAAAUUAAGUGCCUUUAUGUCAACAACAUUGUUCUUAUUUUUGUUUUCUAAUAGUUUGCCUAUGGUCACAUAAUGGAAUGAACACAUUGAAAGAUUGUUCAGCCCAACUGGUAUAAGUUGAAAACACAUCAUACCUUAUGGUCAAUGGGGUUAAGAUGGGAUACCGUUACACCUGAAUCACACAUUUCGUGAUCGUAGUUUUAACGAUGAAAAAAAUAGUACGAGAAGAAAGAAUUAAAACAUGUCCUGUCUUACCCCACUCCGCUAUAACUUUAAAAAUAUUAAUUAUAAGACAUUUAUAUACAUGGUUGUAUUAUAGAUCAGUGUGAUAAUUUCAAAAUAAAUACACCUAAUUACCGUAAA
Molecule: messenger RNA, 2399 nt
Organism: Ciona intestinalis (vase tunicate)
Lineage: Eukaryota; Metazoa; Chordata; Ascidiacea; Phlebobranchia; Cionidae
Product: putative sodium-coupled neutral amino acid transporter 6
Biological process (GO): L-glutamine transport; amino acid transmembrane transport
Cellular component (GO): plasma membrane
Molecular function (GO): L-glutamine transmembrane transporter activity
Source: RefSeq, a predicted model, not a curated record